Macrosiphum euphorbiae (potato aphid) is the source of this 618-nucleotide messenger RNA. The record is from the annotation of a GenBank genome assembly. NCBI's taxonomy places the organism in Eukaryota, Metazoa, Arthropoda, Insecta, Hemiptera, Aphididae.
AUGAGCGUACGACCCGAUGGGGUGCAUAUUUUAGAUGAGCAGUUCGUUGAGCGCCUUAUCCGAGUCAGACGCGAUGGAUAUGGAAACGGUGGGCAGUUGGAAUUGUUUCAUGUGCCGCUGGUGGACGGUGCUCUCGACGCCGCCGGCACUGACGACGUUGGCGCAGACGCCACUGGCACAGACGCCGCCUACGCUGAUGACGUUGGCGCAGACGCCACUGGCACAGACUCCGCCGCCACAGACGCCGCCGCCGCCGCGACCGGAGGACAGCGGCAACGAGAACUGCUGGUAGUUGGCCCAGCCGCUGUAGUCGUACUUGGGCAGGAAGUCCGCGCUCUGGGCCUUCCGAAUCGGCCUUACCGAAAUGCCGUUUCGGACGUGCGCGUCCUGGUAGACGGGACUGAUGUAGAUGGCCGAGUUGACGCGGGACCGGGACCGCAACAGGUUCCGGACGCGCCAGUCCAGCGGAUCGGCCAGGCCGCAGCGCAUCAGGUGUCUCUGGAAAAAGCGCACACGUCGCGGUUCAAUAAACCAUCGAAAAAACGUAAAAAUAAUAAUAUAAUAUUAUCGUGCGGGACGGCCACACCAGCUAUGAUAACAAUAAUAAUUACAAUAUAA